AUGUACGAGGACUCCUGGUACAGCUUCGUGCCCGAGUUUCAGCACCGAACGGCGCCCUCUGCUUCCCAAACCACCGGCCACCGACGAAAGGAAUCGCUCCUGCAGCAGCCAAAUGGCGCCAUCGAACAUGCCGACAAUGCGAACUCGUUACCAGCGCUUUUUGAAGACCAGGACCGCGACAAGUCACCGCCCGAACCGACGCUGUCGCGGAGGGCCAAGUCGUACUCCGAUUUCUACGACAUUGUGAGGGCACACCUCGCCGGCCAUAGCCCCAAAAAGAGGCGGAAGAGAAGGCGGAAUGACCGAAGCUGGGAGGCGCUAGCGGUCCCCGAAUCGGUGGCUGCGCGUUUGCCUGGCGAAGAGGAGAGCCAUGGCGACGCCUUGGAACAAGAGCUGCUGCGGGCAAGCCAGCAGGAAUACUUGCUCUACGAGGACGAACUUGCCAUGACCGAGCGCCAUCUCCAGUCUCUCAUCGCCGACGCCGACAGCGCUCUCAAGGUGCUCGAAUCGCUUGGCCAAUCCUUCCGGGCCGUCGAUGAGCAGACCAGCUCCUUCCAGGCGCAAUGCGAUGGUUUGUUGACCAAGCAGAGGCGCCUUGAAGCUCUCGCCGACUCCAUGAGUAAUGAUCUCUCGUAUUACGCCUAUCUCGAACCCAUCACCAGGCGACUCAACGCUCCUGGUGCAGGCCGCCUGGUCGACGGGAGUGAAUUCACAAAGAUUCUGUCAACUUUAGACUCUUGUACAGACUUCAUGGCCACUAAUCCCUCGUACCGGGAUGCCGAGACUUACCUUGCACGCUAUCAGGCGCUUUUAACCAAAGCAUUGCACUUACUCGAAGUGGGCUUCACCAACCACCUCAACAAGGUGUCGGCCGAGAUUUCUCGCCAGAUUGCUGCAACACAGUCCGAGUCGGCGCGCCACGCCCUUGCCUAUGGCCGCUUCGAGGAGAUAGUGCUCGAGUCGUACUUUUUGGUUCCGAACCUCCAAACUGUGGUGCGGAACGCCUACGACCAAGACGGCCAGCCGUCAUCGGAUCCGAAGGCCGAAAUAUACGCCAACACAGCGAGCAACCUGUUCCACUCCUACUGGGCGGCCAGGGAGCGCGAUCUAAAGCCCAUCAUCCAGCACGAUCUGGAUACCUUCAAGACGGAAGCCAAAGAAUCAAUCGAGACAGCCGCAAGAAACUAUGUGAAGCAAUGCUUCGAGAGCUCUCACAACGAAGCCUCCCUCUUCCGGAAGAUCUUUUCCAUUGAGGCUCAGUACUCGACAGAUCCCAGGUCUGCCUAUGCAGUUCUCAAAUCGCACCAGCGCUCAGUGCUGACGGGCACAAAUGUAACGCCAAUCGCCUCCAAUCUCCAGGCGGUCCUACAGUCCAGUGAUUUGCAGACCAUCUGCAAUUUCGUCGGAUGGAUAACCAAUGAGUACCUGCUCCUUGAUUACGACGAAGAAGAGACACCAUUCACGAGCCGCUGCCGAGAGCUGACGGCCCGGCUCCUCUCGGAGCACCUCUGGACUUUCACAGAUGGCUUCUUUGACGUUGAGAUCAGCAAGCGGAUAACAAAAGCUGCCGUUCCGCCCGAAGCGCUGAAGAUUGGGCCGGUGAGCAACGGCGACAUCGCCUCCAACGCCUUCCCUCCCAUAAAGCGCGCGCUGGAGCUCCUUGUCAUGUUUGAUCAGUCGAUGCCCAAGGAGCGAUGUCAACGCAACAGCCCGGUCGUCUUCAAGAUAGUCAAGGAAUCCAUCGCUUCUCUCCACCGCGCCGAGGCGCGCAUCAAGUCCACCAAGAACGGCACUGAUCCGGACCUGUUCAUGGUCAAGAACCUGCUGACGCUCAAAAACGAACUCAUGACGCUUGAGAUUGGCGACAUGCGCAGCAACCACACCCCCGCCGCCUCCCUUGGAGCUGCUGGCCUGCAGCACUUUGCCCAGAUCUGGGAUACCCUCCGGCUGCCCCAGAACCUCCUCGGCGGUUUCCUCAGUUCCGCCUUUGGCAGCUUGAGCACCUACAUCCCGACCCGGAUCCCGGGUUCGUCUCUCUGGUCACGGAGCGGCGCCAGCACGCCUGUUGUACCGGGAAUCACACCCGGUGGCGGUGGGGAGAUGAUGCACGAUGCGAGCGAGCAACUAGACGAGGCGUUACGGCAGAGCAUCUAUGGCUUCACGAGGCGCUGGGCCGGGGUGCUGAACGAGGCGAGAGGAGGGGCAGGGGCGGGGGCAGGUGGUGCUACGAAGCUGGGCGGGAAGAACCUGGCCAAGGUGGAGCGGGAGCUGGAUGAGAUGCUGGAAAGAGCGUUUGGCGGACAGCCUGAGGUGGUGGGCAAGCUGAAGGAGGCGAUCCAGAUUGAGGCGCAGGCGCAGGUGCAAGCAGCUAUGGGCCAGGGGCAGGGGCAGAAGAGGAGUGUUGUUACGAGGGUGUAGGGACUUGGGACUUCAAUGUGAGGGCAUUCGAGCCAUAUGUGGAUUGAUAGUGCUCGAUGCCAGCACCACCCAAGGCGAUCCUCACAGCGAUCCUCACUUGUCUCUGAAUGUAUAGCCCCUUUUGCCUCUCCUUUUCUGCGAACUACAACUCUGUUAGCCCUUCCGAGGAGCCCGUAAAGUAGGCAAAGCUUCGGCUCAGAGCCUUGUAAACAGAGCACCUAAAGCCGCGCGAUCCGGGUUACCACCAAAGGCAUCCCAAACGACGGGAGACCGGCCAAGGAAUGUCGAGGUGCAGAUUGGGGUAACGUUAGGAUUCUGGACCCUGGCGACAUGAUUCGAAUCAACCCCGCGAACUGCGGCUUUACGUAGUACAGGGCGAAGCAGGACUAGAUGUAUGUACACAUCCAGUCAGUGUCGUGCGAAGGAGGCACUUUGACAUGCCAUUUCGAGAUUGACUACGUCCAAAGGAGUAACC
Molecule: messenger RNA, 2893 nt
Organism: Canariomyces notabilis
Lineage: Eukaryota; Fungi; Ascomycota; Sordariomycetes; Sordariales; Chaetomiaceae
Product: Sec34-domain-containing protein
Exons: 5
Coding region: 1-2418 (805 amino acids)
Biological process (GO): intracellular protein transport; cytoplasm to vacuole targeting by the Cvt pathway; Golgi organization
Cellular component (GO): membrane; cis-Golgi network; COG complex
Source: RefSeq, a predicted model, not a curated record